Messenger RNA from Paralichthys olivaceus (Japanese flounder), 2586 nucleotides. The record is from RefSeq and is a predicted model, not a curated record. NCBI's taxonomy places the organism in Eukaryota, Metazoa, Chordata, Actinopteri, Pleuronectiformes, Paralichthyidae.
UGUGGAGAGUCACUGGUUGGCCAGGAGAGGGCAUCUCAAGUCCUGAAACGAGCUCCAGUGAGCUCAGUCGGAUCCUCCACCGACAUCAUUCCUGUUGCUAUACAACUGAUUUAUUCUUGAUGCCACGGACAACGAGUCUAAUCCACAGCAGACUGCGCCUUCUCCUCCCCCUGUCCACAUCUGAAUUUGGGAAACAUCCAACUUGUCGGCUUUGGACCACAGUUUAAUCCCUUUCAAAAUUCUUCACUUGGUCGGUUUCCAGUCUCUCUUUUUUUUUGCUGCCACUAAACCUAGAUUCAACAAUUGGCGACACGGGUGUUUAAAAUGUGGGCUUUUCUUUCCUCCGCCUUCCAAAAACACUCGCUAAACAAUGCCAUUUUCAGGAGGAUACAAAGCUUGAGCGCGUGCGUCCGAGGGCUUUUUGUUCAUGUGGCUGUCACUAAAAUGCACGAAGCUAGGGUUGUUGUGCGGUAACGUGGGAAACUACAGGCAGAGGUUGAUGCUCACCUUCUGGAGCCGCUCUCGUCUCCUCCGACAGGUGUGCGGCUGUGCGCAAAGCGGACCUGGCUGCGGCGUAAAGUGCGUAUACUCUCUCCUCGGCUCACACAGGCGUCCAGGGUGCGUGUCCGGACCCAUCCGGACCAACACACGCCGAGUGCAUCUAACAUGUGGACGCGGAACGCAUGCAACAGAGAGCCCUAAGCAUGAGGAGGAGCCGACACCGCGCAAAUAUGGGACUUCCCAUGCUUUUCAGAUGGCUUGUAUUCACAGUGGUGGUGCCCACCUGGCUGCUCGCUGCUCCAAGCGGCAUCCGUGAGCGUCCCUGCCCCCAGAGCUGUAGAUGUGAUGGGAAGAUAAUAUACUGUGAAUCCAAUGCCUUCCGUGACGUGCCAAGCAAUGUGUCUGUUGGCACACAGGGCCUGUCCCUGCGCUACAACAGCCUCAUGAACCUCAGAGCUCACCAGUUUGCAGGGCUGAGUCAACUGGUUUGGCUCUACCUUGACCAUAACUACAUCAGUGCUGUGGACGGCCAGGCAUUCCAUGGGAUACGCAGGCUCAAAGAACUGAUUCUGAGCUCGAAUAAGAUCACACAUCUAGAAAACAACACUUUCCACGACGUUCCCAAUUUACGUAAUCUUGACCUUUCUUACAAUAAACUGCAGGUUCUCCAACCCAAGCAGUUUGUGGGUCUACGGAAGCUGCUGAGUUUACACUUGAGGUCAAAUUCCUUAAAAACUGUCCCUAUGCGAGUUUUCCUUGACUGUCGCAACCUGGAGUUUCUUGAUAUUGGCUACAACAGGCUACGGAGCCUCACACGUAAUGCCUUUGCAGGGCUGCUUAAACUCAUCGAGCUUCAUUUGGAGCACAACCAGUUCUCAAAGAUAAACUUUGCUCAUUUCCCUCGCCUGACUAACCUGAGGGCGCUCUAUUUACAAUGGAACCGUAUCAAGCUGCUAACCCAGGGCCUGCCAUGGAUGUGGACUUCCUUGCAAAAGCUGGAUCUUUCAGGAAAUGAACUCCAAGUGCUGGAGCCGAGUACAUUUCAAUGCCUCCCUAAUCUUCAGACACUUAAUCUGGACUCCAACAAACUCAGCAAUGUGUCUCAGCAGACGGCAGAGACUUGGAUCUCCCUCACCACCAUCAGUCUGGCUGGUAAUUUGUGGUACUGUAACCCCAACAUAUGUCCCCUGGUGGCCUGGCUCAAGGCCUUUAAGGGUAACAAGGAGACCACUUUGAUAUGUGCCGACCCCAAGGAGGCACAAGGGGAGAAAGUGACUGAUGUGGUGGAGUCCUAUAACAUCUGUACAGCAACGCCGAGUCCCAUCCCAUCGACGAGAUCGCCCCUCACUUCUGCGUUUCCAGCUGAGCUGCUGCCUCUUUCCACUCAGUCUGUGGUGGACAAGAAGCUGACCUGGAACAGGACAGCCUCCCCAGCUCCGUCCAAGGUCUCCCCUACUAUCCCUCUGCCAGACACUGAGUACGUGUCCUUCCACAAGAUCAUAGCUGGUAGCGUGGCUCUCCUCUUAUCUGUGGCCAUUAUUCUGCUGGUAAUCUAUGUCUCAUGGAAGCGCUAUCCCAGCAGUAUCAAGCAGCUUCAGCAGCGCUCAACGGUUAAAAAGCGCCAGAAAAAGGCUCGGGAGACCGAGCGCUCCCUUAAUUCCCCCCUGCAAGAAUACUAUGUGGACUACAAACCCUCACACUCAGAGACUAUGGAUGUGCUGGUUAAUGGGACAGGACCUUACACAUACACCAUCUCAGGCUCCAGGGAAUGCGAGAUCCCACAGCAGCUGAGCGCUCUGACAUUGUACAGGUGUGAGCAGUCACUUCUGGAUUACUGCCAUGCCCACCUGACGCUGCAGCUCAACGUGGGCAUGGAGCCCCAAACUCAGGCACCGGGAGGUCUGGGGCCAGCCAGGUGCCUCCCCUCCAAGCCUGUGCUGCCUUGCCCUCAGACCUACUCCCUCCACCAGUGAGCUGUGCACACUGUGAUGCACUGUGUCCAAAAUUCUAUUUCUUGUGCUGCACAGAAUCAGUAGGCCACCCAAAUGAGACAAAGGCUGCGUGGGAGGGAACUGGGACCGGUAC